UUAGUUACGGUGAAGUCUCUGGAGAUGGUCAGAGGCUUCUGUGUGCGGUGUUGGGAGCGAGGUACCAGGCUAAGAGGCGCAAGAGGAGGGUCUGUGCGCACCGGGGCGGUUUUGAGGGUCGGGGACAGACCCGUGCAGUGUGCGUGCAGAGUGGGACCCGGUCGGUCGACUGUCGCCACUCCUUUCCGUCCAGAAGUUCCGAUGGCGGCGCCUGCGCUGAGGGACCCGGCUCAGGGCAGUGUGACCUUUGAGGAUGUUGCCGUGUUCUUCUCCUGGGAGGAAUGGUGUCUUCUUGAUGAGGUUCAGAUACACCUAUACCUUGAUGUCAUGCUGGAGAACUUUGCAGUUAUAUGCAUGCUGGGUUCUUGGCACCGGGUUGAGGAUGAAGAGACACCUUCUGAACAGAGCGUAUCUGCAGAAAGAGUGUCACAGAUCAGUACUCCCAGCGCAGGUUCAUCUCCUGAGAAGGCCCAGCCCUGUAAGAUGUGCAUCCCAGUCUUGAGAGACAUUUUGCACUUGGCUGAAGAGCAAGGAACAAAUAGGGGGCAGAAAGCAUACACAUGUGGGGCAUGUGGGAAACAGUUCUAUUUCACUGCAAACCUUCAAGAGCACCAGAAGCAGCACAUUAGAGAGAAACCCUUCAGCUGUGAUAUGGGGAGACCCGCAUUUUUGAAAAGCUGCACAAUCCAUGUAACAGGGAAUCUCUCUACCUACAUGGAGAUUGGGAACAACUACGUGGCCAAAAUGGGACUUCAGAAACAGGUCACUAAUACCAGGAAGAAACUGAACAACAGUAAGGAGUGUGAAGCUGUUUUUGACAGUGGGAAAAGUCAUCACAGCUGGGGAGAAGGCAACAAAUUCUCCAGCCACACAGAAAUACUUAUUCAGGAUGAGAGAGUCCUCACUACUGAAGGGUUUUGUGAAUGCAGCAACUGUGGGAAAGCCUACACCCAAAGAAGUAACCAUAGUCAGCACCAGAAAGUUCACACUGGAGAAAGGCCUUAUGAAUGCAGCCAAUGUGGAAAAUUUUUUACCCACAAAUCUAGUUUCCUUACACAUCAGAGAGUUCACAGUGGGGAAAGGCCUUAUGAGUGCAGUGAAUGUGGAAAAUCUUUUACUACUAGGUCUGGCCUCUAUUAUCAUAGGAGAGUUCACACUGGAGAAAGGCCUUAUGAGUGCAGUGAAUGUGGGAAAUCUUUUAGUAAUAGGUCGAUCCUUUGUAAUCAUCAGAGAGUUCACAGUGGAGAAAAGCCUUUCGAGUGCAGUGAAUGUGGGAAAUUCUUUAGCCGAAACGGACACCUCAGUGCCCAUAAGAAAGUUCAUACUGGAGAAAAGCCUUAUGAAUGCAAUAAAUGUGGAAAAUCUUUUACUGCUAAGACGAGCCUUCAUUACCAUCAGAGAGUUCACAGUGGAGAAAAGCCUUAUGAGUGUAGUCAAUGUGGGAAAUCUUUUACUACUAGCUCUGGUUUCUAUUAUCAUCAGAGAGUUCACAGUGGAGAAAGGCCUUAUGAGUGCAGUGAAUGUGGGAAAUCUUUUACUACUAGUUCUGGUCUCUAUUAUCAUCAGAGAGUUCACAGUGGAGAAAGGCCUUAUGAGUGCAGUGAAUGUGGGAAAUCUUUUACUACUAGUUCUGGUCUCUAUUAUCAUCAGAGAGUUCACAGUGGAGAAAGGCCUUAUGAGUGCAGUGAAUGUGGGAAGUGUUUUACUGGUAGCUCGAGCCUUCAUCGUCAUCAGAGAGUUCACAGUGGAGAAAGACCUUAUGAGUGCAGUGCAUGUGGGAAAUGUUUUAGUAUUAUAUCUGAUCUUUAUGUUCAUCAGAGAAUUCACACAGGAGAAAGGCCUUAUAAGUGCAAUGAAUGUGGGAAAUGUUUUACUGAUAGGUCAAGCCUUCGUCGUCAUCAGAGAGUUCACACUGGAGAAAGGCCUUAUGAGUGCACUGAAUGUGGGAAAUCCUUUAGCCGAAGACAGCUCCUCCAUAUCCAUAGGAAAAUCCACACUGGACAAAAGCCUUGUGAGUGCAAGGAAUGUGAUAAAUCUUAUUGAAGGGUGCCACUUCAUUAAACAUCAGUUCACACUGGUAAAAGGACCUUAUGAAUAUAGUGAAUAUAGAUGGGACUGAUGUUCAAGGAGUUUGAGAUUGUAACAGGGUGGGAAGAACCCCUGCAGUUACUGUGCAGCAAAUGUACCCUUUCUUGGGACAAACUGUGGCCCAGAGAGAAUGUAUCAUCUGUUGUGAACAGCGAUCUGGAUUCAAUGCCAGGUUCCCUGGUUCAGGACAUGGGGAGUCUGGUCACUUCAGUCCUCUUCCCCCCUUUCCCCCGUUGAGGACUCAAAGACAUGUUGUCCAUCUGGACACUUUUGCCCUCCACCCCAGGAGCCCUGCUGAUAACCAUAGCCCCAUGCUGAUGGAUAAGGCUGUCUUUUCUCUGGGAAACAACAUUGAUGGCUUUCUUGGAAAUGACUCCAUUCAUCUACCCAACCAAACCAGUGCUCAUAGUGUUUUUAUUCCCAUUUGUAAAGGAAGGCAUGUUCAGCCCAGAGAUGUUGAGGGAAUUCCACAAGGCCUCACUACUGCCAGGCCUUUGAUGAGAGUGCUUCCUCUACACUGCACCCUUCCAGUGGCCUCUCUUCUGCUUCAAGCAGGGACUCCAUUUACUUUGUCCCGACGAUGAACUACCAACACCUGAUGUGUUCUUCUCCACCUGGGCCUCCAGCUUCAUUUUUCCCAGUGUACAUCUCCUUCCUGCAAACACCCUCCCUCUUGGGACGUUCUUACAGUGACAGCAACACCAAGCCAGGCACUGUGGAGAAGAUCAUUGGAGUCACCCCAGAUGUGACACUGGCUCCACUGCCAUAUGCAGUGAUUAAUUUUCAAGGUCCUUUCCUUUUUCAUAAACCCACUUCAGGAUGUCCCUGUUUCCCCAUUAUGCAGUUGACCCACUCACUGUUCUGGGCAGUGUGAAGGACACUGAAGGACUAGGAAUGUCCACUGUGGCCCUCACAUGGCCUGGUCCCGAAGGCUCUUCCUCCUAAUCCCUUUUCCCAUCCCCUUACUGCUCCUCCCCCGCACCCCCUCCCCAAAAUGUAAGUCACCAAAUAAUGAUUUUUAACCAGCAAGAACUUUCCUGCUUCCUUUUUGCAACCUACACUUGACCAACCUAACUUAAAAGCUAAGACUGAAUGCAGGCUGACCCCUCUGAUGAAGACUGUGAAAUCGUGGUAUAAAAUCAGUAUGAUUUUAAUUGCUUUUUUCUCAUGGUUUUUUUUCUUUUUUUUUUUUCUUUUUUUUGGGGGGUGCACUUUGUGGCAUGUGGGAUUUUAGUUCCCCAACCAGGGAUUGAACCUGUGCUCCCUGCAGUGGAAGUGCAGAGCCAUAACUAGUGGACUGCCAGGGGUUUCCCUCUCUCAGGAUUCUUGAGUUUGAGUUUUUUGUUUUUUUUUUAAUGUGUCUAUUUUUUACCUGCAUGUCUUGUUUUGAUAAAUUUCUAUUUCUGCCUUUUACCUGCUUUUAUUUUGUGAGUUCUUGUCUAUUUUCUCUUUCCUUGACAAGUAGGAGAUCAGGGAAACAACAAAGGUAUCUGUGAGAUUUCACACAUUUACCCAAUGUGAGUGACUUCUGCAUGGAACUGUAAUUUGGCAUAGUGAAUAUGUUCUCAAUUUUUUCUUAAUUUUGGUCUUAUGCAUAAUGUAAUGGCCACAUACAUUAUAUAUGUUAAAGAUAAAUCUGCACUCUUAAUAUAUGCUACCUCAGGUUUUUUUCCUUUUUUUAAUUCUCACCUCCCCCACCCCCUUUUUUUUCCCCACACCACACAGCUUGUGGGACCUCAGUUCCCCGACCAGACAUCAAACCCAGGCCCAAGCACUGAAAGCCCAGAAUCCUAACCACUAGGCCACCAGGGAACUCCCAUAUCCUACCUCAGUCCUAAGUCCAGAUAUUCAGGAACACAGUAAAUGAAAUCCUGGUUUGUAGUCUUUGCCAGUUUCCCUGGUGUAAAUACUCCCAGCAUAUCCAAUGUCAAAUUGCCAACAUAAUGUCACUGAAUAUGGAGUUGGGAAGCAUUGCCAGGAGCCCACCAUUGUAUUGUUUUUCUACCUUACAGGUGCAGUAGCCACAAAUAAUUUUAAGAAUGUCACUAAUAAACCAUAGUAGAAUGAUUAUUAUAAAGUGACAGGUUUUGCAUAUUUGUUUUAAAAAUCGUUUAAUGUAUGUGUAGUUGACUGAAAAUAAAUUACAUGUAUUCUUAAAUGUACAUUUUAACACUGUGAUACUUGUGUAAAGCCCUGAAACAAGUUUCCUCCUGUCAUUUUUAAUUCAUCCUCAAAAUUAAAAAUACUGAUGCAAGAGCA
This is a messenger RNA of Balaenoptera acutorostrata (minke whale), 4347 nucleotides long. Its product is annotated as zinc finger protein 211-like. Gene Ontology annotation, biological process: regulation of DNA-templated transcription. Bases 25 to 2043 code for a protein of 672 amino acids. The transcript has 3 exons. NCBI's taxonomy places the organism in Eukaryota, Metazoa, Chordata, Mammalia, Artiodactyla, Balaenopteridae. Gene Ontology annotation, molecular function: RNA polymerase II cis-regulatory region sequence-specific DNA binding; DNA-binding transcription factor activity, RNA polymerase II-specific. The record is from RefSeq and is a predicted model, not a curated record.